AUGUCAAACACCUGUAGAUCAUUGGAUUAUUCAACCAGUGUGAAGCUAAUGGAUCUAGAGGAACAACUGAAGAUCUACCAGGAGGAGCUGGAGAAGAAGGAUAAGGUUAUCAGAACACUGACCCAGUUGAGAGGAAUUGAUGAGUCACCCUCAGGUAUUACAAGUAAACUGGGUUCAUCAAAGGUCACAGAGCUUCGAGACAGACUGACAGCAAAAGAGGUUUCAUCGCUGCAGCAGAGAGGGGAACUGGACAGAUACAUGAAGAGUGAUGCCCAACAAGCCUCGCUCAUCCAGCCCCUGAACAAUCGCAUGAGACCAUCCCAGGAAUCGUCAGGCACUGUGGCCAGCGUGAAGUCUCAGAUGAACCACAGCAUCCACAGCCUACAGGCCGAGAACCAGGAGCUGAGAGACAGGAUAUCUGAACUGGAAGAACGACUCAGGCUGCACCUGCGAGAGAGGGAGCAGAGCGAGCAGAAGGCAGUGAGUAUGGAGAGGAGACUGAGCACUGGCAUCGAGAAACUUGCCCAGAGCCUGAACACAGACCCUGAGGGCCAGCGUGAUCCACUUGACUACCUGACUAGCAAGGCUUCCGAGCUGUUCCAGGAACACCUCCUGUGGGAGACAAGGAUAGCCACGCUGGAGAAAACACUGGCCAAUCAGGAGCUGGAGUUCAGGGCCAGUCGUCAAACACUAAUGAAGCUGGUCUCUGAUGCAGGCAAAGCACAGCAGGUGGCAGCCUCAUAUGGUGAGGACAUGGGAGCCUUCAGAAAGGAGAGGGAUGAAGCUUUACUCCAGAAGAAGAGGAUGGAGCAGGAGAACACGCUCCUUCACGAAAGGUUGGAGGACUGCCAGCGAGCUUUGGGCACCGCUUGCCAGGCACAGGCCCUCAGUGAGAAACAAGUGAGUGACCUGGAUGACUGUCUGCGCAGCAGCACCUACCAAACAAAAGCUGCCAAUGUGUUGCACCAGAGUUUCAUUGACCAGCUGGCAGCUUUGCUGAGUAAUGGUUUUGUCAGUGUUCCGGCCAAAGAAGAAGCAAUCAAAAGCAAAGUGAAGGAAAUCUGCAGGAAUGAUCAGACCCGAACAGCGAAAGUGAAGGAGCUGGAGGAGCAGAUCACUCAGGUGAACAAACAGUUAGAGCAACAGAGCGAAACCUACCACCAGAUGCUGAGCCACGCUCGAAGGGCGGAAGAGAAGCUAAACGAGCGGGAAGAUGCCCUCAGGCACCUGGAAGGACAGCUCACCGCCGAGGACCUGCUGAGAGGUGGCCGCCAGCUUGAACGGCAGAAGCAAAACAGCCCAAAACUGGAGCCGCAGCGCAUGAACUUCCUGCAGCAGCUGGCAGAGAGGAUGAAGGUUGAACAGGACAUGUUGCUGGAUGGCUGGGAGUCUCAGAGCCAGCAGCUGUUGGCCAGGGCUCAGCAGCUCACCGAGUUAGAGGCCAAGAGUCUCGGUGACAACCAGGAGCUCCUGCACAUUCUACAGAAGAAGGUGACUGUUCAAAGAGAGAAGCUGGUGAGCAGCAAACGUCAGGUUGAAGUCCUCACUGCCAAACUGGACCAGCUGGAGGCAAGGACACCCAGCUUGGAGGGUGUGGCUGGACAUGGGGUAAAGGACAAGGCACUUUCAAAACUGCAGCAGAGAAUGCAGAGGCUGCAGGAGGAGCUGAACGAGGCAAAGAUCACCAACCGGAAUCUGAGAGCAAAGUGUAUGGAAAUCACCACCCUUAAAGCAACGACCAAGGAACAGAGCAGGACGAUCGAGAAGUUGAGUGAAUCCCUAGAAAAACUGGAGGCCAUAAAGGAAAAAGCAGCUCAGAAGGUGGUGACCCUUAGAUCGGAGCUGGACCAGGCAGAACACGGGGCCUGGGACAGGAAUGAGCAGACACAGAACACACUGACAGCUCUAGGUAAUGAACUCCGUUCUACAAAGAGAGCGCUGCACGAGGUAGCACAGAGAGAGAGACAGUUGGUGGAUUUCCGUGAGUUUGUAACAAGAGCUCUGGGGUUUGACACAAACAGCAUGGCUGUUCCCGACGAGAGGAUCUAUCUUCAGUUGAAGAGCCUCGUACAGACUCAGCGAAGCCGCAGCCCAAAACCGCUCCACUCGGACAACUCGCUGCGAGGCAGCAGCGAUGGAAUCGGAGUCAGAUACGUAGGCUUCCAGCCCGCACCCAGCCCUCCUUCCGACUGGGACCAGCGCAGGUCUCAACCCAGCUCUCUGCUCAGGAACUACAGCAGGGCUGCCCGGUGA
This is a messenger RNA of Carcharodon carcharias (great white shark), 2253 nucleotides long. RefSeq names its product coiled-coil domain-containing protein 170-like. Bases 1 to 2253 code for a protein of 750 amino acids. The record is from RefSeq and is a predicted model, not a curated record. The transcript is spliced from 13 exons. NCBI's taxonomy places the organism in Eukaryota, Metazoa, Chordata, Chondrichthyes, Lamniformes, Lamnidae.